Messenger RNA from Eubalaena glacialis (North Atlantic right whale), 1191 nucleotides. It is a transcript of the gene TECR, whose product is annotated as trans-2,3-enoyl-CoA reductase. Gene Ontology annotation, molecular function: oxidoreductase activity, acting on the CH-CH group of donors. The coding region runs from base 139 to 1065 and encodes 308 amino acids. The record is from RefSeq and is a predicted model, not a curated record. The transcript is spliced from 13 exons. Lineage: Eukaryota; Metazoa; Chordata; Mammalia; Artiodactyla; Balaenidae. Gene Ontology annotation, biological process: very long-chain fatty acid biosynthetic process.
GCGCCGCAGGGAGGAGCGGGGCGGACGCGGAGCCGCGGUUAGUCUCGCGGGGAGGUCGUGAGCGCGUGAGGUAUCCCUUGCAGUGUCGCGCGCAGGUAGCUGCAGCAGCAGGAGCAGUAGCCGCCGUGUGAGGGAGCCAUGAAGCACUCUGAGGUGGAGAUUCUGGACGCAAAGACGCGGGAGAAGCUGUGCUUCCUGGACAAGGUGGAGCCCCAAGCCACCAUUGCCGAGAUCAAGAACCUUUUCACCAAGAGCCACCCACAGUGGUACCCCGCCCGCCAGUCGCUCCGCCUGGACCCCAAGGGCAAGUCCCUGAAGGAUGAGGACAUUCUGCAGAAGCUGCCCGUGGGCACCACAGCCACUCUCUACUUCCGGGACCUGGGGGCCCAGAUCAGCUGGGUAACGGUCUUCCUGACAGAGUACGCCGGGCCCCUUUUCAUCUAUCUGCUCUUCUACUUUCGGGUGCCCUUCAUCUAUGGCCACAAAUAUGACUUCACGUCCAGUCGGCACACGGUGGUACACCUCGCCUGCAUCUGCCACUCAUUCCAUUACAUCAAGCGCCUGCUGGAGACGCUCUUCGUGCACCGCUUCUCCCACGGCACCAUGCCCUUGCGCAACAUCUUCAAGAACUGCACCUACUACUGGGGCUUCGCCGCGUGGAUGGCCUAUUACAUCAACCACCCUCUCUACACACCCCCCACUUACGGAGCUCAGCAGGUUAAACUGGCGCUCGCCAUCUUUGUGAUCUGCCAGCUCGGCAACUUCUCCAUCCACAUGGCCCUGCGGGACCUGCGGCCAGCUGGGUCUAAGACCAGGAAGAUCCCAUACCCCACCAAGAACCCCUUCACGUGGCUCUUCCUGCUGGUGUCCUGCCCCAAUUACACCUACGAGGUGGGGUCCUGGAUUGGCUUUGCCAUCAUGACACAGUGUGUCCCAGUGGCCCUCUUCUCCCUGGUGGGCUUCACCCAGAUGACCAUCUGGGCCAAGGGCAAGCACCGCAGCUACCUGAAGGAGUUCCGAGACUACCCGCCCCUGCGCAUGCCCAUCAUCCCCUUCCUGCUCUGAAUGGCUCCCCCUCACCCAGGCUCAGCCAAGCCAGGCUCGUGUCCCCCCGCUCCAGUGUCAUUCUGGGCGAGGAGUGGGAACCACUGCUCUCCAGCGUCUGGAAUAAAACCUGCCUGCCCAGCUGGA